Penicillium paradoxum is the source of this 219-nucleotide messenger RNA. RefSeq lists its product as uncharacterized. The transcript has a single exon. Bases 1 to 219 code for a protein of 72 amino acids. Lineage: Eukaryota; Fungi; Ascomycota; Eurotiomycetes; Eurotiales; Aspergillaceae. The record is from RefSeq and is a predicted model, not a curated record.
AUGGUCGCAAGACCACAGCUGCGCCCUUAUCACAACCACAUACCCUUUCGGGGGGCUCGCGAGGACCAUUUCCGCAGCACUACAUUCUCCCCACUUUACACAGCAGAGCACAAACUAUCUUCCGGUGGGAUACGCUGGCAGGCAGCAGCGAAGAUCCUGGCCACAGAACCAUGGCUGAAAACCCACGCCGAGACAAAGCGGCUGGGUCCAGGAUCAUAG